Molecule: messenger RNA, 759 nt
Organism: Morchella sextelata
Lineage: Eukaryota; Fungi; Ascomycota; Pezizomycetes; Pezizales; Morchellaceae
Exons: 1
Coding region: 1-759 (252 amino acids)
Molecular function (GO): protein binding
Source: RefSeq, a predicted model, not a curated record
AUGGAAUUGAUUGCUGAAGAAGCAAUUAUAUUAUAUGCACGAUUAAUCAUCCACUUCACAAACAUCACACCACCAGUGGUCUCCCGUCGCAACCCCACUCCGCUGCUCCCCAUGUCCUCCUACCCGCCCCCCCCCCCGACGCUCCCCCUCGAGCUCCUCCUCCAAAUCUCCCACUACCUCGAAACUGACAUCAGAACCUUCUCCGCCCUCUCCCGGAUAUGCCGCACGCUCCACAGCCUCCUCUCUCCAUUUGUCGAUGCCUACUUCCAGCGCUACCCCCAACUCAUCUUUGCUUCUGCCUGCAAACGGGGCCUGGGCUUCACCGUACGCCGCUGCAUCGCUCCCGGCAUGCAUGUGUACCCGGAAACAACCUACCACUGCAAUCAACUACUGAUCUGGGCAGCCGCGGGUGGAGAUGCGGAGAUGAUGCACGCCCUGCUGUCGCAGAAAUGGAUGUUUAAUAUGAACUGCAACGACAUGUAUGGCCAGACGCCGCUGAUGCAGGCAGUCAACCAUGGGCGGACGGAGGUAGUGCGGGCCCUGUUGGAGAACGGGGCGAGGGUCCAGAAGUGGGAUAUAGAGAAGUGUAUGGGGGAGAAUAGGAAGGAGAUUGUCGAGCUGCUGAGUGAGCAUUACGUACCGGUUGUGGAGAACAUAGAGAAAAAGAGGAAGAUGUAUGAGAUAUCGUACCAGGUUUGGAAGGUUUGUCGCACUGAGGAAACGGGAUUUGACAAUCAUUACCCGCGGUGGGGUAAAUGA